Messenger RNA from Cooperia oncophora, 417 nucleotides. Lineage: Eukaryota; Metazoa; Nematoda; Chromadorea; Rhabditida; Trichostrongylidae. The record is from the annotation of a GenBank genome assembly.
AUGAAGGUGAACGAGGAUCUUGUCUGCGACUUCGGCAUGUAUAAGCCAACCUCGAAAACAGAUCGCAUUGCCGCUUUUAUGCUUAACAUAACUGAAUUGAAAAAUGGUAUGAGUGUAACGGAUGAGAGUGGCACCACGGUCGGUAAAUCCAAACUGGCUGCAGCAAAAGCAAUUUCUCUCGUGGUAGUUUCAAGGAAUGUGCUCGUCGCCCCUUGUAUGAUUGCCACACCGUUUAUCAUGGAACGUCUUGAGAAAAUAGCUUGGUUCAAGAGGCACAUUCGUCGGCUGAAUAUUCCAACCCAACUCCUUCUCACUUUUAUAAUAUAUGGUGCGAUGGUGCCAGUGGGCUGUGCUCUGUUCCCACAACAAAAGGUCUGGGAAAAGCGUCAGACUGUGAAGCGUAAUAAAAACAAGUAG